AUGGAAGUUAUUGACAAAAUUAACAAAACCACCGAUGAGGAUGUCAACGACAAAUCCAAAUCGAACAACGGCAAGAUGAUUCAAAAUGAUGCGUUUGUGGCACUGCAGAAGAGAGUGGACAGGAUGGAGAGCUCGAUCGACCGCAUCAUCUCCAAAGUUGAUGCUGUCCUCGUCAAGUUGGAGGCUAUUGAAAGAGCCAAGUCAAAGAGGAGAGAAAAUAUUGGAAAGUUGAUGACCAGCAUAUCAGAGAUGUGGAAGUUGUUCCACAAGAGAAAUGGAACAAGCUCUUUAAAAAAAAUCUCUAUAUCUUAUAUGGAGCAGAUGAAAACUUCACUUUUCGGCGGCCUACAGGUUGAUUCAGAGUUACCAUUAAACUACCACGGCCUUUUCUAUAGAUUAGGCCCUGCAAAGAGGUACAUAAAUUACAGGGCAAAUGAGGCUGGUACAGCAGAUCUGAAAGCAGCCGAAUUUAAAAACAGCAAAUAUAACGAGCUGAAAAAUAACACAAAAUCGUCUCUUCUAGCAACUUUUUUAAAACAUAGUGACGAACCGUCAGAGGAAAGAAAACGUCAGCAGAUGGAGAAAGUGGUCAAAGAAGAAUUGGAUAAGUGGGAUAAUUAA
This is a messenger RNA of Helobdella robusta, 621 nucleotides long. RefSeq lists its product as hypothetical. The transcript has 4 exons. Lineage: Eukaryota; Metazoa; Annelida; Clitellata; Rhynchobdellida; Glossiphoniidae. The record is from RefSeq and is a predicted model, not a curated record. The coding region runs from base 1 to 621 and encodes 206 amino acids.